AAUGGGAAGUGUCUUUUUCUGUGUAGCUGGAAGCCCAGACCUUACUUCAAACGGAAUCGUAUUUAGUCAGCUGUGGUAGGUGUGGACCUGCCCUUUAGUUGUCCCAGCGUCCUUGUAGCAUCUCUUCUCGACCAUUGUCGUGGCCACGGAGAAUGUGUGGCAGUCGGAAUAACGGGGAUUGUUGUUGUUCGGUCGCUGAAGACAUUCUCUUUGGCUGGGUAUAAUGCACUUAGGCUGGCUUGGAUAUGGAGCGGCAGGGUGACAGCCGGCGCCUCUCCAACUAUACACAGAUACCAAAAUAGGACAGCGGUGCAAACCUUUAGGGCUAAUUUGAGGUUCACGAGUGUAGGCUACUGAACUGCGGCUCAGACAACAGGACACGAGCGUCCUUCAGCUCCUUUUUCAAGGCUCGCGGCGUCCGUUAAUGUCCCAUUGAGGCGCCAUGUCAGACGAGGGAAAAGACGACUACAUCUAUGACUUCUGUGACAUCCCCCAUCCCACAUAUUUACUGGACUCUCUCAAAGACUUCUAUGCCAAUGGCUUUUUCACAGACAUCACCCUACAGUGUGCCACAGGACAGGUCUUUAACUGUCACAAGGUAGCGCUCUCAGCUUGCAGCUCCUAUUUUAAAGUCAUGUUCACAGCUGACAUGAAGGAGAGGUCAAACAACCUCAUCAAGCUGACUGGAAUUGACGUUGAAGUUUUGGCGGCUUUGGUGGACUACGUCUACACGUCAAGGGUGAGCAUCACCCAGAGCAACGUACAAAGUCUGCUGGAGGCGGCUGACCUUCUGCAGUUCAGCCCUGUCAAACAGGCUUGUGAGGACUUUCUCAUUCGCUUCUUGGAUGUGGACAACUGCCUGGGCAUGCACUGUUUCGCUGAGCUGCACGUUUGCCCCGCCCUGGAGCGCGAGGCGCGCAGGGUCAUGCUCAGUCGCUUUGAGGAGCUCAUUCAGCAGGAGGAGUUUCUGGAGGUGGAUUGUGGGAAACUCAAAUCGGUGUUGUCGGCUGACAACCUCAACGUGUGGAAGGAUAGUGUGCUUCUGGACGCAGUGGUCAAAUGGGUUACCCAUGACUUGGAUUCCCGUGUUGAUCACGUGCAGGACCUGCUCCAUUGUAUCCACAUGGACCUUGAUGAGAUGUACUUCAACACAGCUCUGGACGAACAGAGACAAGGCUUACUGGGGAACGAGAGAAAAGUGAGAUCUCUGAUUGUCCACUCCUUGAAGUCUACCUGCAAGGAGACUUCUGCAAACUGCAGAAAACGCUCGUCCAGCAUGUAUGUCAUCGGAGGGUACUACUGGCAUCCGCUGUCUGAGGUCCACAUUUGGGAUCCAAUCAGCAACACAUGGGUGCAGGGCAAGGAUAUGCCGGACCAUACGAGAGAAAGCUAUGGUGUCACCUUACUGGGGGCGAAUAUCUACGUGACAGGAGGUUACAGGACAGACAACAUCGAGGCCCUGGACACAGUGUGGAUAUAUGACUGUGACGGUGACGCAUGGACAGAGGGCUGUCCCAUGCUCACUGCCAGAUACUACCACUGCUCCGUCACCUUGCAUGGCUGUAUUUAUGCCAUCGGCGGGUACAGAGGGGGAGCACCAGAAGAGGAGACAGAGUUUUAUGAUCCUUUGAAGAGAAAGUGGUUCCCUGUUGCUAAUAUGAUCCAAGGUGUGGGGAAUGCCACAGCUUGUGUAAAAAGUGACACAAUCUAUGUGACUGGAGGCCACUAUGGGUCCAGAGGAAGCUGUACCUACGAAAAGAUUCAGACCUACAGACCGGACAUUAAUGAGUGGAACAUUCUCACCAUAAGUCCUCAUCCAGAGUAUGGGCUGUGCUCGGUGUCUCUCAACAACAAACUGUACCUGGUGGGCGGGCAGACGACCAUCACAGACAGCUAUGACUUUGACAGUAACGACUGGAGGCAGAUGUCUGUGAUGAAGGAGAGGAGGAUGGAGUGCGGGGCGGCAGUAAUAAACGGAUCCAUCUACGUGACAGGCGGCUAUUCUUACUCAAAGGGGACUUAUCUGCAAAGCAUAGAAAAGUAUGACCCUGAACUGGACACCUGGGAGAUUGUCGGAAACCUCCCCAGCGCAGCACGAUCACAUGGUUGUGUUUGUGUUUACAGUGUAUAGUGUCAGUUUGUUUUAUUGGUAAGUGCCUUUCCCUGUGCCAAAUUUGGUAACAUGAGCAUGCCUUCUAGCCUAAGUGUCAUAUAGUUCAAAAGCACAAUUUGGAAGGUAUUUAAAAACGAAUAUAAUGUCUCGUGACGAGACAUCUGUGUGUUUGUUCUAAAAUUUAAACAUACUUCCUAAUAUUUCGUAUUAUAUUGCCAAAAAAUGACCAUUCGGGGAAACAUUUUACACGGAUAUCAAAGUACUAAACAACCUUCAACUAAGCAUCGUUUUAUGCAUUGGGAAAAUAGAUUCAGAGUUUGAUCUGUACAUU
Molecule: messenger RNA, 2444 nt
Organism: Osmerus eperlanus (European smelt)
Lineage: Eukaryota; Metazoa; Chordata; Actinopteri; Osmeriformes; Osmeridae
Gene: klhl23
Product: kelch-like family member 23
Exons: 4
Coding region: 443-2131 (562 amino acids)
Molecular function (GO): protein binding
Source: RefSeq, a predicted model, not a curated record